AACCAACCAUGAUCACGCGGAUGAACAAGCUGUAGAAGCUGCCAACAUUUCACAAAAUAUAUCUGAAGCAUAUAUUUUAAUGUUUUAUUUAUUAAUUUGUUGAUUUUUUAAAAAUUUGAUCUGGUUUCUGCUAUAUAUAAAUGAUGCUGGUUAGUUUUAAGUGUCCUAAUUGGGAUUAGCACUGGAGCACCGUGGUUGUGUUAUCUAUGUGACCGUCCCAUUUAUGUUUGUGUUGUGUUACGGAAGCUCAGUCUUAAACUGCAAAACAAGUUUACCUACGGGUACAUAUAAAGCAGCCUGAACCUAUAACUGUAGCUAAUAAUGUAGCUUUAACUGUAGCUUUAGCUAGAUUUAACUAGCUUUAACGUAACCAUGGAUAAUGUAUCCAUGGUUACGUUCAAGCUGCACUACGCGUGACACACACUCGUGUAGCGUCCCUUUAACCGCUGGAUGAUUGACACGCCCCCACAGAGCCCCGCGACGCACACGGUGACGACAGACUGUGAGAGGGCGGGCCCACAAGAGCUGUCCGUCAAGGCCGGAGACCUGGUUCAGCUAAUCAGAGAAGGGGAGGCCGGAAAAUGGUUUGUGAAGGACCUCCGCAGUGCGACGGAGGGGUGGGUGUCUUCAGCCAUCCUCCAGGCCCUGCCCUCCCAGUCCCUCACCAGCUCAGAUGGCAGUGUGUCGGGGAACCUCAGCACCUCCACCAGCUACAGCGAGAGCUACACCAGCUACUCCGACAUCCGACCCUGAGGCUCAGAGCCUCCACCCUCCUCCUCCUCCUCCCCAACCUCCUCCUCCUCUUCCUCCUCCCUCUCCUCCUCCUCCCUCUCCUCCCCCUCCCCCUCCUCCCCCCUCCCCCUCCUCCUCCUCCUCCUCCUCCUCCUUCUCUCCUCUCUCCUCUGCUCUCCCCCUCCUCCUCCUCCUCCUCUCCUCUCCCCCUCCUCCCCCCUCUCCUCCUCCUCCUCCCUCCUCCACCCUCCUCCUCCAUGCUCCAGGCCCAAGGCUCUAGGCCCCAGGUCAGGCCAAGGCUCCAGGCUAGCUCGACCUAAGUUGGCUCCGGGCACCAGGCAGCAUGUUUUCCAGUGUUCUAGAAUUAAAAAGAUACAUUGAAUUCAAGGCAGCUUCCCGGAAACACCAUCCUGAUGGAAACAUCAUCCUGGAAACAGCAUCCUGGAAACAUCGUCAUGGAAACACCAUCCUGGAACAUCAGCAUAGAAACACCAUCCUUGAAACACCAUCCUGGAAAAUCAGCAUGGAAACUCCAUCCUGGAAACAACAUUCUUGAACAUCAGCAUGAAAACAUCAUCCUGGAAAUACCAUCCUGGAAACAUCGUCAUGGAAACACCAUCCUGGAACAUCAGCAUAGAAACACCAUCCUUGUAACACCAUCCUGGAAAAUCAGCAUGGAAACUCCAUCCUGGAAACACCAUCCUGGAACAUCAGCAUGAAAACAUCAUCCUGGAAACACCAUCCUGGAAACAUCGUCAUGGAAACACCAUCCUGGAACAUCAGCAUAGAAACACCAUCCUUGAAACACCAUCCUGGAAAAUCAGCAUGGAAACACCAUCCUGGAAACACCAUCCUGGAACAUCAGCAUGGAAACAUCAUCCUGGAAACACCAUCCUGGAAACACCAUCCUGGAACAUCAGCAUGGAAACAUCAUCCUGGAAACACCAGCAUUCAGUUCCUCCACCCAUCCAGGCCCAAGAUGGCCGCCAGUGGAGGCCUGAGGUGAACAAUGGUGGAGACAGAAGGGCAGACGGACAGACCAGAGGAACAAAGCGCUGUGUUGGAGUGUUUGCUCAGUGCCGUCCGCCCUCACACAUGAGCCAGAGAACCGGUUCUGCUACACCUCAAACACAGCCACACACACACACACACACACACACACACACACACACACACACACACACACACACACACACACACACACACACACACACACACACACACACACACACACACACACACACACACACAAUCAAUCAAUCAGACACAUUCAGACACACACACAAUUUGUGCUUUUCCUCCUGUGAGUGAUGUGUGUGUUGACCUGGCUGUAUCUGGGAGUGGUGGGGGCUUUCACAUCAACGUGUGUACAGCAAAGAAAAAGAAUACCUUGCUAUAUUUAAACAAAUUUUUCUAACGUCUGUUGCUGUUUUAUUUAAUGACGUGCAGGCCUUGUGUUUCAAAAUUAAUUUUAUAGGACAUGUUUGCUGGUCGAAAAAGGAAACCACAUAU
Gadus macrocephalus (Pacific cod) is the source of this 2244-nucleotide messenger RNA. Its product is annotated as guanine nucleotide exchange factor DBS-like. The coding region runs from base 451 to 753 and encodes 100 amino acids. The transcript has 4 exons. NCBI's taxonomy places the organism in Eukaryota, Metazoa, Chordata, Actinopteri, Gadiformes, Gadidae. Gene Ontology annotation, molecular function: protein binding. The record is from RefSeq and is a predicted model, not a curated record.